Molecule: messenger RNA, 2294 nt
Organism: Rana temporaria (common frog)
Lineage: Eukaryota; Metazoa; Chordata; Amphibia; Anura; Ranidae
Gene: SLC7A11
Product: solute carrier family 7 member 11
Exons: 12
Biological process (GO): amino acid transmembrane transport
Cellular component (GO): membrane
Molecular function (GO): L-amino acid transmembrane transporter activity
Source: RefSeq, a predicted model, not a curated record
AAAACACAUUUCAUAUUCCUGUCGCUUGCAUGAAUAGUCUGUGUUCUUUAACAAGGCAUUUCUGCAAGUCACAAUGAUCGGCUUAAAAGACGAGAGUUCCUGUUACUCCUCCAGAUUUUGUGUUAGAAGAUCAAGUUUUGCUCGUGCAACACCCUGCUUCACAGGAAUUAGUGCUGAGUAAAGCAAAGGGAUCUCUGUGGCUGAUGCAAACCUGAAGAAUUUACAUCAUCAUUCAGCACUAGUAAACUAGUGUGCAGCAAUCUAAGGCAUCAGUCUCAUGCGGAAGUUGACUUGGUCUCCAGUGAUAGGACAGCUAAGGCAGGUGAAUAAACAGGUGUUACCAAAAAAAAAAAGGAGCAACAGCUUGUAGAAUUAGUUGUGAAAAAGUUUGCCACCAGAAGCAUCCAGCACUGGGUACUACCUGCAUCGCACUUUGAGUUUUUACAUUGAGAUUCCAUUGUUCUUUUUUUAUUCAUCAUGUAUAAGAGAUCUGCUUCUGCUGAUGUCCCUAUGAUAACUUCCAAAGGCAGCUAUCCCACCAAGGAAUCAGAAGGCAUGUUAUCCUCAAUUAACAACAAACAGGAGAAAGUGGUGCUUAAAAAGAAAGUAACUUUGUUAAGAGGGAUCUCACUCAUAAUUGGAACUAUAAUUGGAGCAGGGAUUUUUAUAUCUCCCAAAGGAAUACUACAAAAUACCGGCAGCAUAGGAAUGUCUUUAAUUGUAUGGGCAGCGUGUGGUAUCUUGUCGCUCUUUGGUGCUCUUAGUUAUGCUGAACUUGGAACAUGCAUAAAAAAAUCGGGUGGUCAUUAUACAUAUAUACUGGAGGCCUUUGGUCCCUUACCUGCAUUUGUCAGGGUCUGGGUGGAAUUACUAGUCAUUCGCCCAGCUGCUACUGCCGUGAUAUCACUAGCAUUUGGACGUUAUAUCCUCGAGCCCUUCUUUAUGCCAUGUGAAAUACCAGACCUCCCUAUCAAAUUAGUCACAGCUCUUGGAAUAACUGUUGUGAUGGUCCUGAACAGUAUGAGCGUUAGCUGGAGCGCUCGAAUUCAGAUUUUCUUGACCUUUUGCAAGCUUGCAGCAAUUCUGAUAAUUAUAGUCCCUGGUAUUAUGCAGUUAAUUAAAGGUGAGACUCAGAAUUUCAAAGACGCCUUUGUUGGGAAGGAUGUCAGUGUUAUGGGACUACCCUUGGCUUUUUAUUCUGGAAUGUAUGCAUAUUCUGGUUGGUUCUACCUCAAUUUUGUUACUGAAGAAGUUGAAAACCCAGAGAAAAACAUCCCACUUGCAAUAUGUAUAUCAAUGGGAACUGUAACAGUUGGGUAUGUCUUAACCAAUGUGGCCUACUAUACAACCAUUACAGCAGAAGAACUAUUAGCUUCCAGUGCAGUUGCUGUGACAUAUGCAGAGCGUCUCCUGGGAAGUUUCUCAUUGGCAGUUCCCAUCUUUGUUGCUUUAUCAUGUUUUGGUUCCAUGAAUGGUGGGGUUUUUGCUGUAUCAAGGUGAGAUACUAAAACAACUAUAACUGGAUGUUUCUAUGUGGCAUCUCGAGAAGGUCACCUUCCUGAGAUCUUUUCCAUGAUUCACGUACACAAGCAUACUCCAUUGCCAGCUAUCAUUGUUUUGCAUCCUUUAACAAUGGUAUUGCUUUUCACUGGGGAUAUCUACAGUCUUUUGAAUUUCCUGAGCUUUGCUCGAAGCUUUUUUCUUGGCCUGGCUGUUGUUGGGCUCAUUUAUCUGCGAUACAAACGACCUGAGAUGCAUCGCCCUUUCAAGGUUCCCAUUUUUAUUCCGGCAAUGUUUUCCUUCACCUCCAUGUUAAUGGUUGCUAUGUCAUUAUAUUCAGACCCUAUAAACACUGGGAUUGGAUUUGCAAUUACUCUGACAGGAGUGCCAGCUUACUACCUCUUUGUCGUCUGGGAUAACAAGCCAAAAUGGUUCCGAAGAUUUUCAGGCCGAGUCAUUAUGCUGCUGCAGAUUCUUCUGGAAGUUGUGCCAACAGAAGAGAACGUUUCCUGAAAAGACACAAAUUUGCGUUGGAACAUGCCAAUUGCCUUUGACUUGACACAUAACACACACAGUACAUUGCUGUAGUUUAUACAUGCUGCAUACAUUAGUUUAUUGUUAUGUACAGUAGAUUUGAUUUUUUAUUUAUUUUACAUCAUUUUCUGUUACAUUAUUGAAAACAGACCAAAAAUGCCUACAGUUAAGCCUAGCACACACUAACAUUUUAUUUAUUUUUUCUGGUCAACCCAGCAGGGUGAAUAAAAAAAAAAGGAAGAGCUCAGCAGUAGCCUAUA